Molecule: messenger RNA, 838 nt
Organism: Humulus lupulus (European hop)
Lineage: Eukaryota; Viridiplantae; Streptophyta; Magnoliopsida; Rosales; Cannabaceae
Product: 17.9 kDa class II heat shock protein-like
Exons: 1
Coding region: 169-645 (158 amino acids)
Biological process (GO): protein folding; response to salt stress; response to heat
Source: RefSeq, a predicted model, not a curated record
UUUGCUAGAACAUUUUCACUCCUUCUCCGACAUUCCUCCAGAAACUUCUCAUCUCUCCCUAUAAAUAUCCCCAAAACCUUCAUCUUCUUCCAUCAAAAUCACCGCACAAAAAACCGAUUUAGAAAAAUACCACAAAACAAGCCAAGAAGAUCAUCAAUCGGAUCAGCCAUGGAUUUCAGAAUCUUGGGAUUGGACUCUCCACUCUUCACCACACUCAACCAGAUGGUCGAUCCCUCCGACGAAUCCAACGACCACAAAUCCUUCAACGCUCCGACCAGGACCUACGUCCGCGACGCGAAGGCGAUGGCGGCGACUCCGGCGGACGUGAAGGAGUACCCGAACUCGUACGUCUUCAUCAUCGACAUGCCGGGGCUGAAGUCCGGCGACAUCAAGGUUCAGGUGGAGGACGACAAUGUGCUUCUGAUCAGCGGCGAGAGGAAGAGAGAGGAGGAGAAAGAAGGAGCCAAGUACGUUAGGAUGGAGAGGAGAGUCGGAAAGUUCAUGAGGAAGUUUGUGUUGCCGGAGAAUGCUGAUACCGACUCGAUCUCCGCCGUUUGCCAGGACGGUGUUCUGACUGUUACGGUGAAGAAGCUUCCGCCGCCGGAGCCGAAGAAGCCGAAGACGAUUGAGGUUAAGAUUGCUUGAAUAUGAUUAUGAAUGAAUGAAUGAAUGUAUGUGGUUUGUUUGUUAUGGCUGGCUGUUUGGUUAGGGGUAUGUUUGGGUAUGAGGAAUGUUCUGUUUGGUGUGCUUAUUUUGUGUUUGUUUUUUUUGCUUAUUCCUAGUAGUUGUAUGAACUUUGCACCAAAUUUCAAUCAAAUUAGUACUGUUUUUUCUUUCU